UUAGGUUAGGAUUGAGGUUAUGUAAAAAACGAAGUUGGGUUUGGGAACACAUAAGUUAAUCACUUAUACGGUCAGAAGUUGGGAGGAAAGCUGUUGUAACCAUAAAAUAGAGCUAAUAUCCUACCAACAUGUAUAAAAUUAAUUUUGCACAAAGGAGUUCUGUCAUGUUUGCUAGGCAUGUAGUAAAAAAUGGUAAGCUAGACAAUAGUGUACUUUUCAAACUUAAAGACAAAAAUCACUCUCAUUUACAUUCUAGAUGUUUAUCUAGCUUAUGUGGGUACAGCACUGAAUAUUCUCCGGUUGGUUGUUUAACAUCAAGUCAUAGAUAUUAUGUUAAUAGUUUUCAAACACAGAUUUGCUCAAGACACAUAAGAUCUUUUAGCCAGAAAUCAAGCUCGUCAAAUGAUGAUGAUGAUGAUCCUAAAUCGCCAGAUGAUGGUUCUGCUUCAGAAGAUUACAUAGUCCAUCAAGCACUACCAGCCACUGUUGUUGUGCCAGAGGUUUGGCCUCAUGUUCCUCUAAUAGCAGUCAACAGGAAUCCUCUUUUCCCACGCUUCAUAAAGCUCAUCGAUAUUACGAAUCCAAUGCUGAUUGAUUUAAUCAGGAGGAAAGUAAAAUUAAAUCAUCCAUACUGUGGUGUUUUCCUGAAGCGCAGUGAAGAAAAUGACAGCCAAGUAGUAAACAAUGUAAAUGAUGUUUACUCAAUCGGGACGUUUGCCCAAAUACAGGAGCUACACGAUAUGGGUGAGAGAUUGCGAUUGGUUGUUCUAGCCCAUCGAAGGAUUAAGCUGAUUAACUCAAUUCAAGACAUCGAAGAAGUACCUCCGGCAAAUGAGAUGGUCCUGAAGUUUCCAAUGUUACAAACCGACGUAAACGUGUCUGUUGAAGAGUCUGCGGUGGGUCGCAGAAAAGCUCGCAAUCGAAAGCCGAAGCCUCCAGCUCCAGAGCAACCGGAGAUCCCACCAGAAGUUCAGGGAGAGAAGAAGGAGACGGACCCGGAUGUAAACCCUGUCUUGAUGGUAGAGGUGGAGAAUAUUGUGCACGACAAAUUCAGACAGACUGAAGAAGUUAAGGCUCUGACACAAGAGGUGAUAAAGACCAUCAGAGACAUAAUCUCGCUGAACCCUCUGUACCGGGAGUCUCUACAGCAGAUGUUACACCAGGGACAGCGAGUGGUAGACAACCCGGUGUACCUGUCGGACCUCGGCGCAGUGCUGACCGGCGCAGAGCCUGGCGAACUACAGGCCGUCCUGGAGGAGAUGGACAUACCAAAGCGACUGAUGCUGUCCCUGUCGCUACUCAAGAAGGAGUACGAAUUGAGUAAGCUGCAACAGAAGAUCGGCCGAGAGGUGGAGGAGAAGGUGAAACAGCAACAUCGCAAGUACAUCCUGCAGGAACAACUCAAGGUCAUCAAGAAGGAGCUGGGCAUGGAGAAGGACGACAAAGACGCCAUCGGAGACAAGUUCAGGGAGAGAAUCAAGGAAAUGAAAGUUCCAACAGCUGUUAUGGAGGUUUUAGAAGAGGAGCUACUCAAGUUGAGUAUGCUGGAGAGCCAUUCAUCUGAGUUCAACGUGACUCGCAACUACUUGGACUGGUUGACCUCGCUGCCAUGGGGCAUCAUGAGUGAGGAGAACUUGGACCUAACCCAGGCUGCGACUACCCUAGACGAGGACCAUUAUGGCAUGGAGGACGUCAAGAAGAGAAUACUGGAGUUCAUCGCUGUCAGUCAGCUGAAGGGUUCAACCCAAGGAAAGAUCCUGUGCUUCUAUGGGCCUCCGGGAGUGGGGAAAACAAGUAUUGCCAAGUCAAUCGCCAAAGCCUUGAAUCGUAAGUAUUUCAGAUUCAGCGUAGGAGGCAUGACAGAUGUGGCUGAGAUCAAGGGACAUCGCAGAACAUACGUAGGCGCCAUGCCGGGAAAACUGAUACAGUGUCUCAAGAAGACAAAGACGGAAAAUCCUCUUGUUCUCAUUGAUGAGGUGGACAAGAUUGGAAGGGGUUACCAAGGGGAUCCGUCGUCUGCCUUGUUGGAGAUGUUGGACCCUGAGCAGAACGCUAACUUCCUCGACCACUACCUCGAUGUUCCAGUAGACCUGUCUAAGGUAUUGUUUAUCUGCACAGCCAACGUCAUAGAUACAAUCCCAGAGCCACUGAGGGACAGGAUGGAGAUGAUUGAUGUGUCUGGCUACGUGGCCGAGGAAAAGAUGGCUAUAGCCAAGCAGUACCUCAUUCCACAGGCCAUGCGGGACUCAGGCCUACAGGUUGAACAGAUAACGAUCAAAGAUGACUCCCUCGGCAAAUUAAUUAAGUCAUACUGCAGAGAGAGUGGAGUGAGAAAUCUACAGAAGCACAUUGAGAAGGUGGUGCGGAAAGUUGCGUUCAAAGUUGUGAAGAAGGAAUCGGACAGCGUGGAGGUGACUGCAGACAAUCUGCAGGAGUUUGUUGGCAAACCUGUAUUUACACACGAUCGGAUGUACGAAGUGACACCUCCGGGAGUAGUCAUGGGACUGGCAUGGACUGCGAUGGGGGGUUCCACUCUGUUUAUCGAAACAGCUCUUCGCCAACAGGUGGACACGGAGAGCAAGUCUUCAGCUCCUGGUGGGUCUGUAGAACUGACCGGACACCUGGGGGAUGUGAUGAAGGAGAGUUGUCGCAUAGCGCUGACUGUGGCCCGCAACACACUGAGGGAGCUGCAGCCUGACAACACGUUCCUCACCAGCAAUCACAUCCACAUACACGUGCCUGAGGGUGCCACACCCAAGGACGGCCCCAGCGCUGGUGUCACUCUCGUGACAGCUCUGUUGUCACUGGCUCUAGACAAGCCGAUACGUCAGAACGUGGCCAUGACUGGAGAGAUAUCUCUCAGAGGCAUUGUCUUGCCUGUGGGUGGCAUCAAGGAGAAAACCAUCGCGGCAAAGCGAGUUGGUGUAUCUUGCAUAAUUCUUCCAGAGGAAAACAAGAAAGAUUUUAACGACUUACCCAAAUAUAUCACAGAUGGUCUAGAAGUGCAUUUUGUCAGUAAUUACAUGGAUGUGUACAAAAUAGUGUUUCCUAAAAGUUAAGACACCGCUUAGAUUUUAAGUUUAUUGUUAUUAGACUAAACAAAUCUUUACAAAACAUUAUAAUGCAGAACUGACUGAUAGUGUAAACUGCCUGUAAGUAAUUUAAUUAUUUAUACGAUACCAAUGUUAAUUAAAAUGUUUAUUUUGUAAAAAAUAUAUGUUUAGAAAACUAA
Macrosteles quadrilineatus (aster leafhopper) is the source of this 3232-nucleotide messenger RNA. Its product is annotated as lon protease homolog, mitochondrial-like. NCBI's taxonomy places the organism in Eukaryota, Metazoa, Arthropoda, Insecta, Hemiptera, Cicadellidae. The transcript is spliced from 17 exons. Gene Ontology annotation, cellular component: mitochondrial matrix. Gene Ontology annotation, molecular function: ATP-dependent peptidase activity; ATP hydrolysis activity; ATP binding. The coding region runs from base 129 to 3059 and encodes 976 amino acids. The record is from RefSeq and is a predicted model, not a curated record. Gene Ontology annotation, biological process: mitochondrion organization; chaperone-mediated protein complex assembly; protein catabolic process.